This is a messenger RNA of Trametes versicolor FP-101664 SS1, 1449 nucleotides long. RefSeq names its product cytochrome P450. The transcript is spliced from 3 exons. Gene Ontology annotation, molecular function: heme binding; monooxygenase activity; iron ion binding. The record is from RefSeq and is a predicted model, not a curated record. Bases 1 to 1449 code for a protein of 482 amino acids. Lineage: Eukaryota; Fungi; Basidiomycota; Agaricomycetes; Polyporales; Polyporaceae.
AUGAUUUCUCGCAUCUGGCCGUCGGUCUCGAUUCCCGAGGUCUUGAUAUUCCUCUCCUUGGCGCUGCUUCUUGUCAUCUACCGCGCCCUACGUGUCCCUUCGCAUUUGCGACACAUCCCGACUGUGCCUCUAUGGCCUCUGCUAUACAGCUACUUGUCGGGGGAGGUCGAAGAACAACGCGUCAAACGGCUCGUACUGCCGUUCGCGAAGGCGCAGGGGACGGACGUUGUGUUGAUGUACUGUCUGGGGGACUGGAUGGUCCAGGUGGUCGAGCCUAAGGUUGGCAAACGGCUUCUAGAAGACCCGUCCAUGCGAAAGCAGCAGCAGCCCGACGACAUGCUCCUAUGGAGGCUCAUCGGACGCAACAACAUCUUCAUGUCCGACGGCGAGACGUGGAAGCGGCACUCCCGCAUUAUGCACGAGGCGCUGCGACAGACGGUCCCCAUGGAACGCUUCGUCUCGCUCGUGCAGACGACAUUCGACAUCAUCGGGGACGGCGGGCGCGUCUGCUGGAGCGAGCUCAGCCACCGCUACACGCUCGACGCGGUCGCCACCACAGUCAUGGGUUACGACUUCGAGGCGCUCGCGAAACCAGAAGGGUCUUUCGUGCAGAAGUACCACAAGGUCAUGGCGGCGAUCGCGAGCCCGGCGUAUGUUGCAUUCCCGUCAUUGGAGAGGUGGCUGCCCCGGCGGGCCGUGCGUGCGAUGGUGGACGACUUCAUCGGAGACUUCUGCACGAUCCUGGACGAGAAGCGCAGAAACCCGGGAAACGACGUCAUCACGUACAUGUUCCAGGAACCGGAGAUGACCCAGGACGACUUCCGAGACAACACCAUCGUUCUCUUUAUUGGAGGACAUGACACUACGGCGGGCGCGCUCUCCUCCGCCGUCUAUUUCCUCGCUCGAUACCCCGACCUCCAGGAGAAGGUUAGGCAGGAGAUCUUCGCCGUUUUGGGCAACGAGGAACCUCGCAUCGCGCACUUCGCGAACACCCCAUACCUCAACGCCGUCAUCCGCGAGUCAAUGCGGUACAACACCCCUACGAACGUCACCGUCCCUCGCAUCUCCGACGAUUCGCUGACGGUCGGAGAUAUCGUCAUCCCGCCCAACACGCCCAUCGCGCUCAACAUGGCCGCGGCGCAUCACAACGAGGAGGUCUGGCGUAGCCCGGGCGCAUUCGACCCCGAGCGAUUCCUCCGCAUUGCAAAGGACGACGCGAACAACUGGGUGUCGUUCGGCGUCGGCCCGCGCAGGUGCCCCGCGCGCAACUUCUCGUUGUACGAGCAGCGCGUGCUGAUCAGCAUGCUCCUGAGGGAGUACCGGUGCACGCUCCCGGAGGACUCGAUACACCGCGACCACCUCAAAAACGGCUUCUCGGCGUUCGCGCUCAGUUUGCCCGAGGGCGUGGACAUAGACUUUGCCAGAAUUGCCUGCUCGAAUACCCUUUGA